AUGAUCAGAAACUUGAAGGUCAAUGAGGAUGCUAGGCAGCAAGAACUCGCGAUAAAGAUCCUAGCCGCCUGCCCUGAGCUCAUUGCUCGAUACUGGUCAUCGCCGAUCAUCGCAUUGGAGCCGCGGCUGUCAUCUAAGUGGAUAGCCGACAUCGCAUUCUACGGCUCGGUUAUUUCUUUGCCUAUUCCAGAGUCAUCACUCCUCCUUCAGGACCAUGACCGUCCUCUGUGCAACCCAGUGCCACCUCCUCUCUUUACCAUCGUUGACAACGUCCUACCUUCGACGAAUAUCAAGACCCGUUUCUCCCGCGGUUUGCAGGCGAACUCGCCACUUGUUCAGCACUGCAGCGCUUUGGCACUUGUGAAAUGUCUUCUGAAGUUCGAAGCCGUGUUGCGUACAUUCGAGCGGGUAGCGAAUUCAUUGGAGGAGGAAGAGGAAGGCCAAUGGAGGAGACGGCUGCACGAGGUGGAAAGGGAAAUCCGUAAGAGGGUGCCGGAUUUUCAGGUGGUCGUGAGUUUCGCUCAGAAGACGUUGAGUGAUGCAGCGACGAGCAGUGGACAGCCAUCGGACCAGAAUUCUAAGGCGAAUCCAAUGAGAGCGACUCUGCUCUCGGAAAGUGCCCAGCGGCUUCUUCGGCUCGACCAUCGCUGCCUCCCUUUCUUGGUAGCAGAGGCCCGUUUUGACGUAGGUAAGCUGCUCACUGGCAUACAGAGCGCUAUGUUGUCAUCCGGAAGCUCGCCUGUAAAUACCGUCGUUGGAAUGGAGGUUCUGCGCCAGCUGCAUGUGUUCAGGUUACUAGACGAGAGCGAUCAAUUCGGUUGGUCAGGACGUGCUAGUGGCUCGCUGCAUACCAAUUUCUGGACGUUGUUGAAGAUCUAUGCGGCCAAUGAGAGCUGUACUAUUCGGGCCGCCAUAGCAACCUUGCUCGAGCGAUCCUUGUCGAAUAGCUCGCUAUUCCAGCACGAUGCGACGAGAUCGCCCUUUGGCUAG
Messenger RNA from Laetiporus sulphureus 93-53, 990 nucleotides. RefSeq lists its product as uncharacterized. Gene Ontology annotation, cellular component: nucleolus. Gene Ontology annotation, biological process: maturation of LSU-rRNA from tricistronic rRNA transcript (SSU-rRNA, 5.8S rRNA, LSU-rRNA); maturation of 5.8S rRNA from tricistronic rRNA transcript (SSU-rRNA, 5.8S rRNA, LSU-rRNA). The record is from RefSeq and is a predicted model, not a curated record. The transcript has 3 exons. Lineage: Eukaryota; Fungi; Basidiomycota; Agaricomycetes; Polyporales; Laetiporaceae. The coding region runs from base 1 to 990 and encodes 329 amino acids.